Molecule: messenger RNA, 2502 nt
Organism: Microthlaspi erraticum
Lineage: Eukaryota; Viridiplantae; Streptophyta; Magnoliopsida; Brassicales; Brassicaceae
Source: the annotation of a GenBank genome assembly
AUGCAGAACUAUUGGGUCUGGACAUCUCAUGGAGAAGAUUAUAAUAUGUUCGACAAUAAUUCUGAAGAAGAUGCGUUCACCACAAAGCCAACAAAUCCUUAUGUGGCAAUGGUUUCAGAUGCAUUUGGCAAUACAGAGGCAGAGGCAGGAUUUGAUCAGAUGAACGAAGAAGAGCCUAACCCCGAAGCAAAAAAGUUUUAUGAUAUUCUGGAUGCUGCAAAACAACCAAUUUAUGAUGGAUGUAAAGAAGGUCUUUCGAAACUAUCUUUAGCAGCUCGGCUUAUGAGUUUGAAGACGGAUUACAAUUUAUCUCAAAAUUGUAUGGACUCCAUUGCUAAGAUGAUGCAAGAAUAUUUGCCAGAAGGUAACAACUCGCCCAAGUCGUACUAUGAAAUCAAGAAGCUUAUGCGGUCUUUGGGCUUACCUUAUCUCAAGAUAGACGUUUGUCAAGAUAAUUGCAUGAUAUUUUGGAAGGAUACUGAAGAUGAAGAAAAAUGUUUGUUCUGCAAGAAAGACAGAUUUCGUCCUACACAAAAGAUUGGGCAGAAAAAAAUCGCACAUCGAAAAAUGUUUUAUAUGCCGGUAGCUGAUAGAUUGAAGAGAUUAUAUCGGUCUGUUAAUACUGCAAAAAAUAUGAGAUGGCAUGCAGAACACUUUGCGAGAGAUGGAGAAAUGAGUCAUCCAUCAGAUGGUGAAGCAUGGAAGCAUUUUCACAAGGUAUUCCCUGACUUUGCAUCUAAUCCAAGAAAUGUUUACCUUGGGUUAUGUACAGAUGGUUUUAAUCCAUUUGAAGAUCAUGAAGAUCGACAUAAUAUAGUCAAUUUCAGAAAGGGAAGAGUUGUGGAUGGUAGUGCACCUCCGAUACUAACAGGCGAUGAAUUCUUGAAUAAAGUCUCCAGGUUUCCAAAAACAGUUGCUUGCGGGGGAAAUCAUGGAAAACUGCAAGGAUAUGGUAACACUCACAACUGGCAUAAGCAAAGCAUUUUUUGGGAGCUACCUUAUUGGAAAGAUCAUCUACUUCGACAUAAUCUUGAUGUGAUGCAUAUCGAAAAAAACUUUUUCGACAAUAUCAUCAAUACUUUACUAGAUGUGAAGGGGAGAACAAAAGAUAACAUCAAAUCACGACUCGAUUUGAAAGAGCAUUGUGAUCGCAAAGAGUUGCUGAUAAAGACUAAUGGAAAGGCACCAGUCCCAAUAUUUAGAUUACAAGCAGAAGCGAAGAAAGUGUUUCUGCAUUGGCUCGAAAAGGAUGUUAAAUUUCCUGAUGGAUAUUCAUCAAGUUUAUCAAACUGUGUUGAUAUAGCGGGAGGAAAGUUAACCGGAAUGAAAAGUCAUGACUGCCAUGUUUUAAUGCAACGGCUACUUCCAAUUGCAUUUGCUGAGCUAAUGGAUCAAUCUGUACAUAGUGCACUAUCUAGUGUGAGUUUAUUUUUCCAAGACAUAUGCGCAAGGACUAUACACAGAGAUGGUGUAGCGAUGAUGCAGAAAAAUAUUUCUGUGGUUCUUUGUAACCUAGAGAGAAUAUUUCCUCCUUCAUUUUUUGAUGUCAUGGAGCAUUUACCGAUUCACUUGCCACACGAAGCUAAUCUUGGAGGACCCGUGCAAUUUAGAUGGAUGUAUUGUUUUGAACAAUAUAUGGGCCAUCUACAGAAAAAGGUGAAGAAUAAGGCAAAGGUAGAAGGUUCAAUUGUUGAACAAUACAUAAACGAAGAAAUUUCUACUUUCUGUAGUUAUUACUUUGAGCCUCACAUCGAAACCAAAAAUCGGAGAGGAGAUCGACACUAUGAUGGAGGUGAUCAAAAAGCUACACAUGACACUGAUGAAAUUCCAGAUAUCUUUUCUCAACCAGGGAGGGGCAGUGGUAAAGAAAAGAAGAUUUGGCUCAAAGAUGAAGAUCACCGUAUCGCACAUACAUAUAUUUUGCGGAACUGCGACCAAUUAGUAUCAUUUGAAAGGUUAUUUGAUGAGAGCAUGAUUGCUGCUAAUCCUGAGAUAAGCGUAAACAACAGAAAUGAGCUUAUGGAUAAAGAAUACUCCAACUGACCUGUUGAUCUAAAGCUUGUGGUCUUCAAGUGUGACUGGUAUGAUUCAACCAUUGGAAAUGGUAUACGAAAAAACAAGUCAGGGAUUAUCGAUAUCAACGAUAAAAGACGUUAUGAGAAAUACGAUCCUUUUGUUUUGGCUUCACAAGCAGAUCAAGUAUGUUAUGUUCCAUAUCCACGGAUGACUCAACCAAGAAAAGAUCAACACUGGAAAGCAGGAAUUAUGAUACCACCGAGGGGGAAAGUGUUGGUCAACAAAAACUUGGAUUUCAGUGCAAUGCAACAAGAAAAUGAUGAUUUUAUUGUCCAAGUUGAUUCAUUGCACGUCGACACGUUGACAAGUAUACAUGGCCAAGAAGAAGAUCUUGAUGAUCCAGAAGUAGAAGCGGAAAUCGGAUCUGACACCGAAAAUACCGAAGAUGGAAAUUAUGAUAUCGAGUUAUCUAGUGACGAUGAAUAA